UUUUGAGACAGGGUUUCUUUGUGUGCCUUGGCUGUUCUGGAACUAGCUACAUAGCCAGUAGAAGGUAGUUUGGGCUACAUAGUGUGAUCUGGUCUCAAAAAAAGUUAAGAGAGAGACAGACAGACAGACAGUAGACCACCACUUAUGUUCAGGUUCCCUGCACCCCCAAGAGCAGCAGCUCGGGUCAACUACGCUCCUCUUACGCCCAGGUGAGGGUCCUCCGGUUCCUCCCUUGUUUAGAGGAGCAUCCUCCAUGGUAAUGGGUGCACUGGGGGCCACGGCCCCUCCCUGAGGUCAGGGGUUGGAGAGCAGGCCCUGCUCCUUAGGCAGGGUCACAGUUUCACCCUAUCGUUGCCGUUCUACUCUCCCUACCCCACCCCUCGCGGCGCCUCUCCUUUGGAGCCAUGGUUCCUGUCCCGGGAUCCCCCGGGCCUGCCUCUGACGGCCGGGACUCAGCUUCGGAGAGUCGGGAGGAAUCAAGUGGCCCGCAGCUCUCGUCCUCUGCGUCCUUCUCGCGGUGGCUGACCGCGAGCUCCGAAGCCGGUGGCUGGCCGCUGCGCUUGGCGGGGUGGGGCGGGAUGGCGGCGUCCGCGUGGCUGGAGGCCGGCCUGGCCCGGGUGCUCUUCUACCCGACGCUGCUCUACACAGUGUUCCGGGGGAGGGUGGGCGGCCCGGCGCACCGCGAUUGGUACCACCGCAUCGACCACACAGUGCUGCUGGGCGCGCUGCCGCUGAGGAGCAUGACGCGCCGGCUGGUACUGGACGAGAACGUGCGCGGAGUGAUCACUAUGAACGAGGAGUACGAGACCAGAUUCCUGUGCAACACCUCGAAGGAAUGGAAGAAUAUGGGAGUUGAGCAGCUACGGCUCAGCACAGUCGACAUGACUGGAGUCCCCACCUUGGCCAACCUCCACAGAGGAGUCCAGUUUGCUCUCAAAUACCAGUCCCUGGGCCAGUGUGUCUACGUGCAUUGUAAGGCUGGUCGAUCCAGAAGUGCCACAAUGGUGGCAGCCUAUCUGAUUCAGGUACACAACUGGAGCCCAGAGGAGGCUAUAGAAGCUAUCGCCAAAAUCCGGUCACACAUCUCCAUCAGGCCCAGCCAGUUGGAAAUUCUCAAAGAGUUCCACAAGGAGAUUGCUGCAAGGGCAGCAAAGAACUAACUACUGGUCUCUUGUGCUGACAUGAGUAUGAAGUCUGUGGAUGACAAAGAACUUGGCUCUCCGAGAUACAGUAACAUGUUAAAGGACAAAGCGCUUAAGCCACCACCACUGCAAAUGUGCUGAGUAUAAUGUCCCUCCUUUGCCUUCCUUCCUGAAAUAACACUUGGAUGGCCACAGAGAACAAGAUUGUCUGGCGAAAUCUUAUUUUCUUUGACAGAGAUAAGGAAUACUAACUUUAACAGAAAUCUAUUGUGUUUCUGGUAUAUGUGAUGUAAAGCAAAGCAUUUAAUGCUAGAAAAGGGAAGAAGAGCAUAGAUCUGUUCUUUGUUACUGUCAGAUCCAAAUUUUAAUUGUAUGACUUGGCAAAAUGCUUGCCCAGCAUGUAUAAGGUCUCGAAUUUGGUCCCUAGCAGUUCCAAAAAUAAAAAUAAAAAUAAUCUUACUUCCCUGGU
Molecule: messenger RNA, 1611 nt
Organism: Rattus rattus (black rat)
Lineage: Eukaryota; Metazoa; Chordata; Mammalia; Rodentia; Muridae
Gene: Ptpmt1
Product: protein tyrosine phosphatase mitochondrial 1
Exons: 4
Coding region: 405-1160 (251 amino acids)
Biological process (GO): protein dephosphorylation
Molecular function (GO): protein tyrosine/serine/threonine phosphatase activity; phosphatidylinositol-4,5-bisphosphate 5-phosphatase activity; phosphatidylglycerophosphatase activity
Source: RefSeq, a predicted model, not a curated record